GAAACAAAGUGAAAUGUUACUGCACCACGUAACUUCUUUAAUGUGGUCGAAGAAACAACGGAGGAUCGCAUUCCUACCCAGCAGAGAAAAGAAAAAGAGCAAAGGUUCUGAACAUGAAAGUCAUAUACAUCAUGAUCUUGGUUGGAAAAUUCUCUUUACUACCACCAAUAAUGGCCACCAACUGUACUGCUGAAAGACAGACUGAUGGUAAAUUCACGGAGAAGCAUUCUUCAGUUCCUACGGAUUGCAAUAAAAAUAUUACGACACUCUGCCUCAGUAAUCACCACGUUACUUUAAAUGCUACAGACAUAAAGAUUCUACAGACAUACAUUUUUUUGAAUGAACUCUAUCUGAACGACAACAAAAUUGUUAUACUUCGAAACAACAGUUUCAGUACUCUGUCUCAUCUGGAAAUUCUAAAUCUCGCUAACAACUCCAUAUAUCUAAUUGAAUGGGCUGCUUUUACAGGACUGAAUAAUCUAAAACAAUUAUAUCUCUGCCAAAACAAAAUAUCUCAAGUGGAACCUGGUACAUUUGCAUCUCUAACCAGCCUUGUGACUUUGCAUCUGGAAGAAAAUAUAUUAAGUUACCUGGAUGUCCAAAUGCCUCUUGGUCUGAAAACAAUCACUUUAAAUGGAAACCCAUGGAACUGCUCUUGUAGUCUAUUCGAUUUUCAGAACUGGUUAAUCAGCUCAAACGUGACACUAGAAAACGAGAACAUCACUAUGUGUAGAAAUCAACGGUUGCUGAAGAAUUACAGCAUCAAAAAAGUACUCGAAUGUCCUUUAGGAUCUUCCUCUGCAUUUGCAACUAUCAAUUUUAACGACACUAAAAAUCACUCAAAAAAUUCAGAACCUGAACGUCUUGGCAAAAGCUGGGCCUUUCUUGUGGGUGUCGUAGUAGUUGUCUUGACAACCUCACUGUUGAUUUUUAUUGCUAUUAAAUGCCCAAUGUGGUACAACUUUUUGCUUAGCUACAAUCACCAACGGCUGAAAGAGAAUGAUCCCGAGAUACCUGAAGAGGAUUUUACUGCUCACUUCAAUUCCCUUCCACAGACACAAGAUGGUGAAACUAUUGUGAUAUUUGAACAAAUCCAUUCAUUUGUGGAAAAUGACGAUGGAUUUAUUGAAGACAAGUAUAUCGAUACCCAUGAGUUACACGAAGAAAACUAAUGUGCUUCCAGGUUUGACCUUCUAACUUGGUGUUCAUCCUACCACAAUUUAGUCUGAAUAUUUUAGGGCCAUUAAAUACCAGAUCCACAAGAUCAACCUCUCAGAGUUGGUAUACUGUACCACACAUAGACUGAGAGAAUGGUAAUGAGCAAGCAUAUGGCAGCAAAGGGAUAUCCCUAACUAGGAACCAAGUAAUAGCAAAUGUCCAUUAAAAUACAAUGGUUGGGAGCCUGAGGUUUUUCCAAACAUCUUCAUCUGACUGAACAAAAACAAUGGAAAAGUGGAGUCUGUAAUUAAUAAAACUUUAUGGUGGUUACUUUAUUGGCAAUAUGAAGUAAUGGAUUUGGGAGACAUCCCAAGGUGCUUUCUCUACUGGCACGAUGGGAUGAUACUAAAUUGACGACAGUUUGUAGUGAAAGGUACGGGAAACUGAAACAAGCAAAUGAAUUUCUUGGCAAAAGCAAACAAAAUUACCACUGAUUCUGUCAGUAUAAAAUAUUGUAUAUUGUCACCACUGUUGCUGGAAACUACAGUAGUGUAAAAGGUCUGAGGUAAAUUUUGUCACUUCCUCACCAUUUUGUAUCCAAGUUUAGCAGUGCAGCAGUGACAAUAAAUUGGAACCACUCACUUUCCAUCUCAGUUGCUCACGAAAUAAGUGAAAACACUAGCUCAAGCUUUAGUUUCUGAUGCUUCACCAGGCCAGGGUAGGAACAUUUUUAGACCCAAAAAUUUAUCACUUGAGGUUUACCACACUCCAAAUCACCAAGGAGAAAUACUAAUGAAGAAAUAGAAAUUGUAGUCUUCAUCUAUAAUAUAAAUUUCUUCCCUGGAAAAUGUUAAUGCCACAUGAUAAUCAAACUCUGAAGUGUUAUUCACCUACUUAUUAAAUGAGGUCUGUAAGUACAAUUCAACUUAAUUUCACCUGAAUUCAAACUAAAAAACUUUUUUUUUUUUCUUUCAGGGGGUGGGCAUGUGCUGUAAGCCCACGAUAAACAAUACAAGUAUGGCCUUACUUAGAAUUUGUAACUGCCAUCUUUUUAAGAUACGUACUUCCUUAGUGCAAUGGAUUUAAAUUUAGCCGAUAAAGAUGUCACAUCCUCAGACUGCCCUUUUAGCCCUGCUGGUUGUAAAGAUAGUCUUUAUAAUGUUUGCUUCCUUUAGGACCAGCUACGGGGCCAUUCUGCAGGUGCUGAAACUUUAGCAGUUGCUGUAGGUGGCCAUGAACAGGGAGUGGUGCUGUCACGGUCAUCUCCACCCCCUUGUCGCAGGUAUGAUCAAAGAGCACACACAAAGUAAGAGACUCACAGGUCUCUGCCUCAAUUCAUAUCCUUUCCCGGCUCCGUAACCCCUCUCAGAUUGCAUCCCACACAGGGGUGAAAUGGCAGCCAGGGUGUCUAUUUGAGGUACUAGGAUUCCCCCUCAACUAAGGCUUAAUAAUAAAAGUGUGUGCAGAGUGCUGUACUAAGCUCAGGGAGAGAGUAUGCUGGUGGGAAUUAGAUAUGGUCUAUGGAAUUUAUAGGUGUGCUAAAGUCCCUCCUGGUAUAGUGGGGCCUGCUAAAACACUCACACUUUCAGGUUCAGGGCAAACCCACCUCCCAUAGCUCAGGGGAAGAUAUACCUCAGGACAUACCUCCCUGGGGUUUCAAACUCUCCUCCGCCUCCCGCACAAUCAUUACUUUCAGGAAGGGGGGACAUGGUUGGAAACAUAUAUUUACUCUGCUGGGAAGUGGUAGCCAAGGAGAAAAAGUAGGAGGGGCACGACGUUAUGGAUGCAGAGAAUUGGACCCUGGGUGCAAAACUAGCCAAGCCCAGACCUGAAGUGCACUACUAGAGUCUAAGGAAUGGGAAAAGUGGACUGAAAAAUUCUAAAGUUUUGGUUUAUCCAGCAGAGAAUAGAAUUGACCCUCUUACCUAUAUGUUUCCUACUCUAUGCCACAUUCAGCUCCCUAGAAACUUUUCUAAAUGUAGAAUAGUAUGGACUGGUGCCCAACAUAUGUAGUUUAAGCAAAUAUACAUACAAACAAAUUUUAAAAGGCCAGCGAGGAAGAAAUGGGACUAAAAAAUCUGUACCACUCUGCUCUCAUUUAUGUUAACAAAAUUUGUCACUAGGUUAAUAUCUUUUUAAUACACUUUAUUAAAAUGCAAUACUCAGGAAUCCAGAAACAGCUUACUUUGGGGAAUAUUUACCUUUUGAAAAUGGAAAGAACUGAAAUUUAUCUUUUGUAAUAUUAAACAUUUUCUUAUCAUUGUUCAGGCUAUUUUCAAUAAAAUAUAUAACAGUC
This is a messenger RNA of Ornithorhynchus anatinus (platypus), 3454 nucleotides long. RefSeq names its product leucine rich repeat containing 19 (gene LRRC19). Gene Ontology annotation, cellular component: plasma membrane. Bases 114 to 1172 code for a protein of 352 amino acids. Gene Ontology annotation, biological process: positive regulation of non-canonical NF-kappaB signal transduction; interleukin-8 production. The record is from RefSeq and is a predicted model, not a curated record. The transcript has 5 exons. Gene Ontology annotation, molecular function: protein binding; signaling receptor activity. Lineage: Eukaryota; Metazoa; Chordata; Mammalia; Monotremata; Ornithorhynchidae.